Messenger RNA from Physella acuta, 1729 nucleotides. Its product is annotated as protein arginine N-methyltransferase 3. Gene Ontology annotation, molecular function: histone methyltransferase activity; protein-arginine N-methyltransferase activity. The record is from RefSeq and is a predicted model, not a curated record. Gene Ontology annotation, cellular component: nucleus. Gene Ontology annotation, biological process: chromatin remodeling; peptidyl-arginine methylation, to asymmetrical-dimethyl arginine. Lineage: Eukaryota; Metazoa; Mollusca; Gastropoda; Physidae.
UAAUGUUAAAAAAAGUUUACAAAAGUAGACUAAAGGGAUGUCACUCUAAUUUUUAUUUUCGACAUGGCGACUAUGUGUGAUGAUCACGAUGGAGUGCCAGAGUUAGUUUCAGACAGCGAUCAGGAGUAUGAUAAAGAAGACGAAGAAAAUGAAUGGAACGAUGAUGACAGUGAGGAAGAAAUGAAUAUGUUGACAGGCAAUGUGAUUUGCUUAUUUUGCCCAGUUGUUGAAUCUUCAGUAGAUUUACUGCUCGCCCACUGCAACAAACAACACAACUUUAACAUCAUUGACAACUGCAGGAAGUGGUCUACAGACUGCAUUAGCUACAUCAAAAUGAUUAACUACAUAAGAAAAAUGCAACCUAGCAGUGAUGAUGUUCUAAGAUGUCUGUCAUCUCACAAACCACCGUGGCUGAGUGAUGACUUCAUGGCCCCUACAGAACCAACAGAUCUCAUGCUUCAGAUGGAUAUUGAAUGGGCGAUCAGUCAUUACACAGGCUCACAGCAAACUUUAUCGCAGGGAGAUAAGUCUGGAGGAGCUGCUUGUGAAAAUCAAUUUUCUGACAGUGAAGCCAUUCAUGCCUUGAUAGACAGGGUGAAAAAAGCUGAGGAGCAAAGGGAUUUGUUGAGAGCAGAACUGGACAGGGCUCUAGAGGACAUUAACAAACUCAGAAUUUCAGGUCAAAAUUUGUUAACAGAAUCCAGUGAUAAAGUCAACAGGGUACCAAAUGGUAUCUCCCUAGAAGAAGAAGAUGGCUACUUCGCUUCAUACAGCCACCAUGAUAUCCACAUGACCAUGCUAAAGGAUACAGUAAGGACAGAGAGUUACAGAGAUUUCAUGUUUAAAAACCCCCAUUUGUUUGAGGAUAAGCUGGUGCUAGAUGUGGGCUGUGGCACUGGAAUUUUGUCCAUGUUUGCUGUGAAGGCAGGGGCCAAACAUGUGGUUGCUGUGGACCAGUCCAACAUUAUAUACCAAGCCAUGGACAUUGCCAGGGAAAACAAUGUGCAUGAAAGUAUCACAUUUGUGAAAGGCAAACUUGAAGAUGUUGACCUUCCUAUUAAAAAGUUUGAUGUGAUUAUAUCUGAGUGGAUGGGCUACUUUUUGCUGUUUGAGGCUAUGUUUGAUUCUGUUCUAUGGGCCAGGGACAGAUAUCUUAAAGUUGACGGUUGUGUGUACCCUGAUGUAUUCUCCAUGUUGAUUGUUGGUGUGAGCGAUAAAGAUCUUUACAAUUCCAAAAUAGCAUUCUGGGACGAUGUUUAUGGUUUUAAAAUGUCUUGUAUGAAAUCUUCCGUUACUGAUGAAGUUCAUGUUCGACUCGUCAAGGAAGAAACAAUGAUCACAGAACCUGCAGUCAUUAAGAAAAUUGAUGUAAUGAAAUGCUCUGUGUCAGACCUCAACUUUAGCUCUGAGUUUAAUCUGCAUGUCAACUCAGAUAGUGAACUUACUGCCCUUGUUGGUUACUUUGACACUCAGUUUGAUGCAGGCUGUCACAAUAAGAUCAGCUUUAGCACAGGUCCACAAGCUACACCUACACAUUGGGAACAGGCAGUUAUGUUGUUGCCAACUCCAAUAGCAGUUAAAAAAGGAUCAAGCUUGGAGGGGAAAAUUGUGUACAGGAAACACCCCAAUGAUGACAGAGGAAUCGUAAUAAAUCUAUCCAUAGGAAAACUUAAGUUGAAGUACACUUUGUCCUGAUAUUAAAAAACAAAACAAUUAAAAUUUGGUUGUC